Caenorhabditis auriculariae is the source of this 7515-nucleotide messenger RNA. NCBI's taxonomy places the organism in Eukaryota, Metazoa, Nematoda, Chromadorea, Rhabditida, Rhabditidae. The record is from the annotation of a GenBank genome assembly.
AUGCCGGAGGUCUCCCGAAGGACAUUAUGGGGUCUCCGAUCCAUUUUGAGAGAUAUCUUUGUGGACACGUUGUGGUACUCUCCCGAUUCGUCUGUGUUUUUCGACAGGUCACAUUCUAGGUUCUAAAAUCAAAUUUGAUUCAUUCAAAAUGCAAUGAAGAAUCAAUAUUUUUGCAAGUUUGCAAGUUUUUAUAGUUUUCUUUGCUAUUAUAUCCCGUUUUUCUUGAAUUUUCACAGUCACACCUGUCUUUUUUGUUUUCCCUCCUCUUCCAGUUCAUAGACAAAUGGAAACAGUGCGUAAAUAAGGAAAAGCCGACGAGAAAAGGUGGUUCUAAAUGUUUUCAACGGAUACUUGAAAAAAAUAAUUUCGGUUAGAGCGCCAAAAAAACAUCGAGGGAGCAGCAAUAAUAAAAACAACUUUAGAGUAGAGAAAAAACCAAAAUAAGUUUAUCCUUUUCUGAAAAAAUUAAAAUUGAAAGAAAUUUCUCUCAAUUGCAAUUUUUUGAAUGCAUCAGCGAAUGCGUCGCUGUGCAUAAAGACGUUGAAACUAUCGUAAAAUAACGUGAAAAUAUAUUCAUACUCGCCCCUCUCUCGGGAAAUUUUUCACAAUGUUAAUAUAUUUUAGCUACCUUUUCUAUUUUUUCAUGCUUUUCGCUGUCCUUCUCUUUUUUUCACGCUAUCUUGUGGCAAAUUUACAAAGAUUUUAAAAUUGAGUCCGAAAAAAUCUUUUUUGCUUCUUUUUCGCGCCUCUACGUUUUUUUUGCUCAUUUUUCCAAUUAUUCUGGAAAAUACAUUAUUGACAAGCUAUCUUGCCAUUAAUGAAAAAGUUUAGAAAUAAAUUUGUAAUCUUUAAAUAUAUAGUUGCACGGGGCUUCGUAUCAGUUUCAUCCAACUUAAUUCGCGUUCACUAUCUUUUUACCUUUGAUCGAAGUUAUUCAUGAUAUCUACGCGAAUCAAUUGUCUUCAAGAACGACUAUUAGUUUUGAAAUAGCUACUUCAAAAUAUUUUUUUGUUUUUGAGUGGUUGCGGUGGGGUUAUCGACUGCGACAUCCACUCCUUCUUCAACCCUAUUUUCUCUCGUUGUCGCAUUGCGGUCUCGAAAACAAGGCGUUUUUUUGGCGGCCGGUGCCUUUUUUUAUCGAUUUUCUGUUUUUCUGACCUGUACGGAAUGCAUUCACAUAAUUAAAAAAAACUUGAAAGUACCACAAAUGAUUUAGAUUCAAUCGUAAAAGUUUCACAGAAAUGAAUUUCGUGGUUCAAUUUUCCGUCUCACAAAGAUUACAACGCAUUCUUCUCUAUUUCUUUUCUGUUUGCUUUCUAACCGCUCGCGGAAACUAUUGUGCUCUUUUUCCGUGUCAACUUAGAGAGACACAAUGCGUAUACUUUUUUUUAUUUUAUAAUACUUUUUUAGUUCGCAAAGAACUUAAUAUGAAGAAACUUUUUGAAUUCGUUUUCCCGUUCAAAAGCAAUACAAUUUUGAUAUUGAUCAAAUUGUUAUUUAUUAAUUUUUUCCAAAAAAAAAUUAGCUUAUCGAACAAUUUUUUGAAAGAAGUUCAUAUAUGAUUCUUUACUUUGUCAGUAAACCUUAGAAUAUAUUUCUAUGAAUUUGUAUGAAUAAAAUAAAAUGUUCAUUUCUACCGAUAAAGUGUCAAAUAGAAUCUUCAAUCCGAGAUCAAAUAUUAACAUGCAAAAAAAAAAUUGAUAGAAAACUUGACUGGAACACAUUUUGUUUUUUUUUUCUGUCUAGAUAAGCUUAUAUGCUUUAUUUUCUUUAUUUAGCAGGUCGUUUCAUAUUUAUGCUAUCAGUAAGUGAUUUUUUCGAUUUGAAAUUUAUGAAUUCAAGGUCCUGCGGGCCGCUUCUUGGCGAACGUCUCCGCGUGGGCUCCAGAAGCAGCCAUGGUUGACGAGAACAAUACGAUUCGCCUGGGUCGCGUCAUCUGCGAUUUCAUCGUCCUUUUGUUCGUCGGUGAGUUUUUUUACACGUCUUUUUUCAUGUCGUAAUAUUUUCCGAGUUAUUUGCGCUAAGCCUGUGAAAUCACUGAAAAUGUUCAUUGCCAAAAGAAGUAUAUCUUUGCAAAAGAUUUGCCAAAACUGAUUCUGACAACGCAGUUCGUUUGAACAUUUCAGCGGCGCCGUUGUUGAUCUUCCACGAAUGGGUCGUGCCGUACAAACGAGGCUUCUACUGCGACGACGAGACGAUCCGAUAUCCGUACCGGCCGUCGACCGUCACUCGCCAGAUGCUCAUCGUCGUUGGUCUUCUGAUUCCCAUUCUCUUGGUCAUUUCUGUUUUCUUUUCUUUUUAUAAUGUCAUCUUUUCAGAUUCUAGCCACAGAGUUGUUCCGCGCGAUCGCUUGGGAGCGCAAGUACGAAGGCCAAUUCAAAACUUAUCAUGUUUGUUCAAUUUUCAACUGAUCUUUUUUUGACACCCCAGUGGAUCUGUCAAAUCAGCUUUUAGGUGCGAAACCACUCGGUACACCGGCUACUCGUCCGUCUCUAUUGCUUCAUCGGUACAAAACCACAUAUUUCGUAUAUUAAAUUUUUUUUUCAGGGUACUUUUUCGUCGGAGUUUGCUUCAACCAACUGAUGGUGGACAUUGCCAAGUACACGAUCGGACGACAAAGGCCGCACUUUAUGGACGUCUGUCGCCCAAGCCAAGGAUAUCUUCAGGUAUUCAUUUUUAGACAAAAAGAAGAAGAGAGACAGCUCCUUGAAUUUAUAAUGAGUAGGUGAGGCCAGACGUUUGAUAAUCUCUUUAGACGCUGUUUUUAGUUCAUUCGAGAUUUUCUUCAAAAUGGUUUUUCUGUUUCUAAUUGAGAGAAAAAUGGCUUUCAGUGCGUCAACCCGGACCUCUACAUCACGGAUUUCAACUGCACGACGUCCGACCUGAAGCUGAUCCACGAGUCUCAGCUCUCCUUUUACUCAGGACACGCCGCCUUCAGUUUUUACGGCGCCUGGUUCACCUCGGUAACUUUUGACACCAUUCUGAAAUAAACUUUAAACUGCGUACUCUAAAAAGCAAGAAAUGAGCGCAGAACUCUUUCAAAAGAUUUCUUCAGCUUUACCUGCAAGCUCGUCUUUUCCGGCCCCUCUUCUCGCGUCUUCUGAUUCCCGUCAUCCAAUUCCUUCUUUUUGGCGGCGCCGCCUACGUCGCACUAACCAGAGUUCGUUGCGAAUCUUGAAUUACCCUGAAAUGUUUCGAAAACCCUUUCUUUAGGUAUCUGACUACAAGCACCAUUGGUCAGACGUUCUCGUUGGCGCUCUCAUGGGCAGUGCCAUUGGAAUCUUCGUGGUGAGAUCAUUUUUCGAAUGACAUUUGUUUUAUGAUCCACAAUUUGCUAUGCUUCUUAUUAGGGAUUUACUUAUCAAACCGAUGUUUUUUUUUAUUCAAAAAAAAAUUCAGAUUUUCGCUGUUUCUGUCAUGAAUCAUUGAAAUUAUUUGCGGUUCAUAGGUUCAAAUCGGUUGGGUUUCACAAAAUUUCAAAAAAAAAUCCAUUCUGGAGGAGCAAAUAUAAAAACUGGCUGUUUGAAUAUUUUUAUCUUAUCAGAUCUUUCGUAGGCAUUCUUCGUCGCCGAAGUGUUCAAACGACGGGAAAUUCCAUCAUCGGUUCCAGUCAACGACUUUGGAUUGAUUCGGUAACAUUAACUGGCAUCAUGAACUUUUAAAGAGAAUCGUUUGGCGAAUGUUCCAAAAGACGAUAUUUUCUUGGUUUCUUUUUGAUUUACUAAUUUUUUCUGGUAGAUUUAAUGUUACUUAACAUGCUUCUAUCAUAUUUCAAUUUGCCAAAAACUUCAGAAGGCAUUUCAAAAGUUUUUAAGAUGAACAUUUGUAAAAUUCUGUAACUUAAGGGAAUUUUUCGGUCCAAAUUUCCAUUACUAUCAAAGUCGGAUAAGCGUAAUUAAAGCAUAUAAAUGUUUUUUUCAUUUUUUUGAAUAGGUGGAGGACAAGCUUCAAUACAGGAUUUUGAGAAUUCUUGUCAAUGAAAUCUGUUGAUCUUUACAUCAAAAACGAAAUCCACGGGGAUUUACUUUCAUUUUAAGGGACAUUUUUACAGAAGCAAAAAUCAAAAAAUGUUUUCAACAUUUGUUGAAAAAUGCUUGAAGGGAAAAUCGGCUCUUGGUGCAUCAUAAUCUCAGACCGAAAGUAUAUAGUUUGCACAAUAUGCUUUUUUGAAACUAAUCAAUCUAAAAAUAAGACCAAAUUUUUGAGAAAAGAUUCGAGAUCUCGAUAUUUCCAGGCAAGAAAAGAUGAGGCCGCUUGGGCCUUCGGUAAACGACCACACGAACGGAAGCAAUGUGGUGAGCACCCAAUCCGUCAUCAUCACCAACGAGGUCGACCCCGCCAACCAACGGCUGUGAGUUCCUCUUCCAGUCACCAUCGUCAAGCCUAUAAACGGUUCAAACUGUCUGUGAAUUUGAACCAAUGCUGACUUCACUUGGUUUUGAACCCUUUAUAAGCUUCUGGAAAUGCUCAUCAGUGUAAUUUUUCACCUUUAAACCUGUAGAGUAGGGUUGGAUGGGAAAAGACUAUGAAAUAAUCGGAGAGGAAUCUCUUCAAAAAGAAAAAGGGACAAAACAGUAGAAGUCUGUUUACUGGCUACCCUUCUCCGGUGAGAAAAUCUUUUUCUCAUAUGAGGAGUCAUUUUACCGUUCCUACUGGAAUUUUCUGUAAAUUUGCUGAAACACUCUUUGAUGGACCGGAAAUCGAUCCCACAUAUUGGCUAUCUGCGCAAACUUUUCGUUUUGGAGAUAUGAAUUUUUGAAGUUAUCGUCGGUUAACACGUGACCUUGAUGUGAAGGAAUGUGGCCGCACUGACAACCACCGAGUGGCAGAUAGGCGCGUGGCGCAGUGAGUAGCGACGUAGACUGCGGAGCCUAUGACGAAAGUUCGAAUCCUUUUGCCGCUAACUUUUUUGCCGAUCUUUUUUUUUUGAAGUUAUGAUGAAACUACGAAAUUUUUAGGACUAAACACGUUUCAACCAAGUUCGAUAGCUUCAGAAUAAAAUUAAUACCAAAGUGCACUUUUAUGUAUAAAUGAGAGCUAUCGAACUUGGUUGAAACGUGUUUGGUCCUAAAAAUUUCGUAGUUUCAUCAUAACUUCAAAAAAAAAUCGGCAAAAAAAAGUUAGCGGCAAAAGUAUUCGAACUCUCGUCAUGGGCUCCGCAGACUACUUCGCUACCGACGGCACCACGCUCCUAGCUGCCAUUCGGUGGUUGUGGCGCGGCCACAUUCCUUCGCAACAAGGUCACGUGUUAACCGAUGAAAACUUUAAAACUUCAUAUCUCCAAAACGAAAAGUUUGCGCAGAUAGCCAAUAUGUGGGAUCGAUUCCCGGUCCAUCAAAGACUGUUUCAGCAAAUUUAUAGAAAAUUCCAGUAGGAACGGUAAAAUGACUCCCCAUGUCAGAUUUAUCUCCCAAUUUAUUUUCGUGGUUUUCGUCCACCCAACUCGGCUGUAGAACACGCUUCUGUUAACUCUGUAACAAUUGACCAUCAAGCUUUUAUUUAUUUACAUCAUGAACUGGGCUAUGCUUGUCAAGAAAUAACGCUACAUGUGUUAUAAUUUAAGACAUAAUUUGAACGAUUUCGAAUUCUGCUAGGGAUUUGUUCUUGGUAAAAGGUACGAUGGAAUAACCGGGGCUCUGGCAUGGCUCAUAAUUCAAGCCAUUCAUUUCGGUUCGCGGUUUCCUAACUACUCGCCGACUUGUCCGUCCUCUGCUUCCAACUGGGGCUUAAGGCUUCUGCGCUAAUUCUCCUCUUCCUUCUCCUCCUCCUACUCCUCUGUUUUCUGAACUUCUUGAAAUUUCUCUUAUCAUAUUCGUUUACUGCAUCGGUUCAAGUGGAAUGCAUGAUUUUGACAACCCUCUGGUGCACGGCUAACUGUCAUUUAUGUGGAGAAGGUCGCCGUAUGAACUGCGAUUGAUAGUUCAGAGUGCCGCGGACGCCUCAUCUCACCCUCGUCUCGCCAAGAAGCCAGCAAAGCAGCUUCAAGUCGGGCGCAGAGCCUUUUGUCAACGAGCUGCGGCUUGAUCCAUUGAUUGCUGUUAAAAUUUAGUCGUUUCCUCCUCUGUUAUUGUUCCAGGGUGGACCAUUCUCCUUCCCAAAACUUAGUUUCUCUUUUUGGUUUUUUUUUUCGAAAAGCCUUUUCUAUCCAUUAUGUAUCGCAUGUUUUUAUAGGGCCACAGUUUUUUUCAUAUAAUGCAUCCAAAAACGGCUUUUUUUUCGGGUUUUCGAAGGCGUGCCGAAAAACAACAACCGAAGGGCUUGACGUUUUUCUUUUCAAAUGCGUUCCAUAGCUAAACAGUUUUGUUGUUACUGAAAAUGAUAAGCUGUUUAUGGAUACACAGUGAAGUCUGUUUGCGAACUGUAUGUAGUGAGAGGUUUCAAAUGUUUAAAACUCAUCUUGAAAUUCCAAAGAAAGAAUCUUGAAUGCGGUGACUCGUUGUGAAAUUUGCUGUCUUUCCAUUUUUUUCUCGUUUUCUUUUCGUGUUGUGUGAAUGCUUUCCGUUCCAACAACAGUUUGAUGUCCUUGUGCUUUUGGCCGUUGCCCGCAUCCGCUGGACCAACUCUCUUGUCUGGAUUUCAGUCUCUGGAAACAGCCUUCGCCUCUGGCCUACGACCGAACAGAGCUCACCGAAAUGCGUUACAUGGACCAUUACUGAGACGUCUCAAAAGGGGCUUUCUCUCCUUUUUUGUCGUUCUUUGCUAUCUGCUCAAUGGUGAACCGCACGGAUGUUUCGUACACAGUUUGCAUUUUUCUUGUUCCCUGCAUUUCUAUAUCUAUUUUAUUUUCUAAUAUACUUGUCUUGAACUGUUUAAUUGUUUGUUUUUCGACAUUUCUAUUUGAAUUUUUCGAUUUUCUCUGUUAAUUACUGUUAAACAUUUAUUUUUAAAUGUCUCUAGUUCCACUUUUCCAAUUUCUCUCAUUUUCGAUGCUGCCACGCCAAUUUCUUUUUAGUUCGUCUUUGUUCUGUUAGAAGUGCGUAGUUCGUCGUUUAUUUAUUUUCUUUUUGUCAGAAAAAGCAAAUCGAAAAUGUUGUAGAGCAGCGAACCGCGUUGGGGCCGCUGACCAACAACCGCCCCAUUUCAUUCAAGUCAACCGCCUUUGACUACGGACCCAUCGUGUGGAAAUGCCAAUUUAAAUGUAGAUUGAUGUAAUAAAUCUUUCUGGAUUUCUAAUCGAAGCUCCACAGCGGCGUGCGAAUAGCCUUUGAGUUAGUGGAUCGUUCUGAGCCUUUCUAACCUCCAUCGCUUGUAUAACGGAAGCCUGUCGGUCCUUGUCUUCAACGUCUUCUUCUUCUUCUUGUUGCGCUUGUCCGCCCCGAAACUCGCGGUGAAGAACGUUUUUGCAGUAGCCGAGUGAGCACGUCGUUCACCGACGGAAUCUCGUUUUACUCGGCUCUGGCUGACUGGGACGCGACCUCCGCCGGCGCUCUCAGUGGCCGCACCGACUACAUGUCGCUGCGGUCGGACCCUUCCUGGAUGAGUGCCUCCUUUGACUCUCAACCCGCUCGUCUUUGA